Messenger RNA from Oryzias melastigma (Indian medaka), 1908 nucleotides. It is a transcript of the gene prdm14, whose product is annotated as PR domain containing 14. Gene Ontology annotation, molecular function: protein binding; RNA polymerase II transcription regulatory region sequence-specific DNA binding. The record is from RefSeq and is a predicted model, not a curated record. Gene Ontology annotation, cellular component: nucleus. The transcript is spliced from 8 exons. NCBI's taxonomy places the organism in Eukaryota, Metazoa, Chordata, Actinopteri, Beloniformes, Adrianichthyidae. Bases 154 to 1857 code for a protein of 567 amino acids. Gene Ontology annotation, biological process: regulation of transcription by RNA polymerase II.
AAUCUCUGCGCGCAAAACCCCAUUUAUAAAAUCAAAUUUUCCCGGAUAUUUUUAUUUUAUUUUAAAAGCAAUAAAUAUAAUUUAAGCUUUUUAGAAUCACUUUAAUUAACUUUUUACCCUCUUUUGCAGUGAAGGAUCAUCUUUUGAACCGUCAUGUCGGUGUCCCUCUCCUGCUUCCCUGUAGUGCUGAACGACAAAGAGGACAUGCUCAAGAACAGUCCCGUCCGGGGCUUCUUCUCGGCUCCUCAUCACUACAUGGACUUCCUCCCGCGCACGCACAGCCUCCUGGACCCGCUCAAGUCUCUCGGCCGGCUGGUGUCGGACACCCGCGCGUCCCUGCCUCUCAACGUCAACGGCCCGUUCCUCCUGCACGAGCACGCGCUGUGCGCCCCCGGCGCGCCCUACCUGAACCACAUGAUGCCCAUGUGGGCAAAAGCUGAGGAGCUGGCCGCCGUGGUGACGGAGCACGCGGCCGACCCACUGUCCUCAGAGUUCAGCAGCACCUCAUCCGUCUCUAGUCCGCCCAAAGAGACUCCGUUCCGCGUCAUUUGCGCAGAUCAGACGCCGCAGAAAAAGAAUGCAACUUAUGAUUUCAGCGAGGAGGACUUGUUCAUGGUGCUUUAUGGGUACUCCGGCGGUCAGGAGCGCAGUGGGGGACACGCCAUCUCAGGGGUGGUCCUGGAAAACUCAGACUCCCACGCGCCUCCUCUAGACAAAGAAACGCUUGAACUUCCAGAAGGUUUGGUCAUCCUCCACGCAGUGUGGGGAAACGCGUCCCACUGCGGGGUCUUUGCGGAUAAAAGCUGCGUGCCAAAAGGAACGCGCUUCGGGCCUUUCCAGGGAAAGCUGGUGAACACCAGUGAGAUCAAAACAUACGAUGACAACACGUUAAUGUGGGAGGUGUUUGAGAACGGCCGCCUGAGUCACUUCGUGGACGGCAGAGGCGCGUCGGGAAACUGGAUGUCUCUGGUGAAGUGCGCGCGUUUCCCAGAGGAGCAGAACCUGGUGGCGGUGCAGGUCCAGGGCCAGAUCUUCUACGAGGUCUGCAAGGAGAUCGGACCGGGCCAGGAGCUCCUGGUGUGGUACGGAGACUGUUACGCGCAGUUCCUCGGGAUUCCACUGACGCUGAAGAACCCCAGAGAGGAUAAAAACGAGAUUCCCUUCACAGAAGAUGCAGGUGAGGGCUACAAAUGUGACAGGUGCGGGAAGGUGUUCGCCUAUAGAUACUACAGAGACAAGCACCUGAAGUACACGCGCUGCGUGGACCAGGGGGACAGGAAGUUCCCCUGUCACCUGUGCAACAGAUCCUUCGAGAAGAGGGACAGGCUCCGGAUCCACGUCCUGCACGUGCACGAAAAGCACAGACCGCACAAGUGUUCCGUGUGCGGGAAGAGCUUCUCUCAGUCCUCCAGUCUGAACAAGCACAUGCGCGUGCACUCCGGGGAGCGGCCUUACAAGUGCGUGUACUGCAACAAGGCCUUCACCGCCUCCAGUAUUCUGAGGACUCACAUCCGCCAGCACUCCGGAGAGAGGCCUUUCAAGUGCAAGCACUGCGGUAAGGCCUUCGCCUCCCAUGCGGCUCACGACAGCCACGUCCGCCGGACCCACGCCAGAGACCAGCCACACCUGUGUGAUUUGUGCGGCGCCUCCUUUCAAAAAGAGCAGGAGCUCAGGCACCACAUGAAGAUCCACAAGAAAAGACAAAUACCAGACGGCAUCUCUGUCUCAUCUUCCUCAGUGGGCGGGCUUCCGGAGGACUCAGGAUUACUGGACGACCACGCAGAAAGUCAGAAGAACAAGGAACUAAACAACUUUCCUUACACACCGUUAAAUUCAGAAUAUCGACCUUGGAAAUAGACUUUUUGGUAAAAGUUUCUGUAAUUCAUUGUAAAAACAAACAAAAAAAAA